AUGGAAUCCCAGCUAGACUCUCCCACAACACGGACGGCUCCAGGUAAGUCACUCUAGUCACAACUGAUUUGGGGUCCCUAUUAACAUCCGUACAGGAGCUCGGCCUCAGGGUGAACAAAGGGGGUCACAAAAACAGUUCAUAGGGCUCUCAAAACUGGAUGCUAAGGAGGAAUCAUUUCGAUAUCUCGAUUUCGCCGAAGGUGGCACAAACGCCGCGCUCAACAAAUGGGGCCAAUUUUUGCAGUUAAGCAGGUUAGUUGUGGGGAGCAAUGACCCUAACAGCUGGAAUUAUAUCUCACUGGAGCCGCGUAAUAUAUUCCGGCUCGAGCAUAUCGCACAAGAGCAGGCACCUUACGAUCACGGACAGCAGGAAGAGGAGGAGGAGGAGGAUUUAGAACGUGGGAGGAGAGUGCUGGGCUGGGAGCGCGAUAACCCUGAGUGGAAUCCCAGUAUAUACUACUGCAACGAAUACCCUGCGUAUCUAGGAAGACACGAUGAAUUCAAUGCACUUUGCAUAGGGAAUCAGGGAUUCGGCCUAAGAUUCUCAAAUGAUACCAAGAUCUCGGAUCCUGAACACUACUAUAGGAACGACAGAUGGCCGGAGGUACACUACACCGUGGAGGAAAAGGUCAAGGUCGUCCUACAUUAUUACAUCCGGGAUGGCGAGAUCAUUCAGGAUAUGUCUUUGACUUCAGAAUCUGGCGAGGUAACCGAGCUCAAUCUGGAAUUUGAGUUUACCACUGGAAUCCGGAUAGCUCCUGAGAACAUGAGCCGGCUAGAGAGCGGGGAGGAGGAUUCUCUUGACCGUUUUGUGCACAGAGUGCUAGAAGGAGAAGCUCCGGGGCCCCACUGGAUGAUCAGGCGCGGUAAUUAUUAUGCGACAGCAAGAUUAUUCAAAGAUGGUGAACCGAAGCCGUUUAGUCUCCUCGGGGGCGGCGAACAGGGGAACACUGCCGGAUGUCCCAUUGGCAUUCUUUCGCAUGAUCCAAUAAGACACGGCGAGACUUUGGUAUUGAAAUCGAAGGCAAGCGUAAAAUUUACCUCCGUAUUCAAAUUAGAUCACAGAAGAAUUCCUAAUACCCCACCUCAAUAUUUCGAUAUAUCUCCUCAUUUAGAAUUAUUCGAUGGCCGGUGGUGGAGUUUCAAGACUGAAUCUUCGUCGUUUAUUUUCAGACGAAAUCUUGAGACUAUACUCUCACAUGCAAUGCCACUACCGCCGAUAGAAGGCGAACACUAUCAGCCUUAUGUUCUGCACGAUCACGACCUGAUUAAUAGGUUACAGACAUGGAGUAGUUCGCUGUAAGCUGUCUAAUGCACCGUCUGAUUAAUUUGUUUGCAAAGGCUAAUCAGGAUCCAGAAACCAGACUCUUUACCUCCUCGAAAUUGAUAAGAUACUGCAACACCCGGGUACAGCAGACGAUAAAACGAAGUCGCAUUACCGAAAGAGGAUUCGGGAGGUAAUUUUUGGGUACUUUGUUUGGCUACUACGACAUGCCGAACGAAACGGGUUUUCGGAGACUGAUAUCUUACAUUGGUCUGGGAAGCGUGUGCUACCCACAAAAGAGUAUGAGACUGGGGAGGGCAAAGGGGAGGCAAAGAAGGAGAAAGGGAAGGGAGCCCUGAAGGGGUUCGCGAAAGGAUCCCAGGAAGCUGAAGCUGAGGGACCCUCAAUGCCAGCCAAACCAAGUACAUCGAACCUCGAGGAGCCCGUCAGUCCUCUUAAUGCGCGGCCAUCCGAACCCGAGUUGUCUAAAUACGAAGACAAGUUCCGGAAUUGCUGCCAAUUCCUUGUUUUGUUGGGUAUGUGCUUUACAAACUAUCCGGAUGAAGUGCCUCUGUUCACUCGAAUGGUGAACGCUUUCCUAAAGCUAGCGUGGGAGCCAAUUGAGAUGAGCAGGCAUCCAUGGUCUCAGCUAUGGCCAGAUCACUUAGAGAGCUCGGGGGAAUCCCCACCGCCGUAUGCCCGAUUCCUAAACUGGACGAAUCGGGAAGGUUAUAGAUAUCGUGGACAGGGAAUCUAUGUCUAUGUUAUCACGACGCAAGUGCUCGUGUGGCGAGCAAUUAAGUCUACGAAAACGCUACUUAAAUUAGUUUCAAACGACCGGAGUUGGGGUGACUGGAUGGCUCGCCAAAGUUUAGACGACAAGGAAAUCAGAGAUCGGACAAUAGAGGCUUUCCGCCCCCCCGGCAUUGACAUGAGCCGAGACUGUUUUCCAGACCGCUUUUUUUCAAAAAUCAAAGGACAUGUUAGGGAAUCCUUUCUGGACCAAUGGAGUUGCUAUAUCACAAUUCCCUCAUUUGUAGAAGAUUUCUUCUUCGACCACAGGAAUGAGCCAUUGUACGCUUGGGCAGAGACACUCAGAUACUACGAUGAAUUCAGCGACUCUAUUAAGGCACAAACACCAAACACCUGGGAUUACUUUAUGCGUUACCAGCUUACGAUUGACAGAGAUCGUCGUCAGGAGUUGCGGGAGGGUUUGGAGGCGAGAGCUUAUUCAGUCGGGCUUUUUUCUAAUGACGCAGUUACCCUCGAUUCCCAUUGUCCUUACACCACAUCUUGGGCAAUAGUUACAUACCUUCUCAGUGCGGAUCAUACUGAAUUACUAUAUCCUCAGUUCAGAAUUCCAAUGUAAGAUAGCCCUCUAGUCCUAGUGAUAAAUAAUUCCGGGAGUUUUAACCACGAACUGACUUAAUGCGUCCGAUUAAAAGGGUUAACCCUACCCGUGCCUACCGGGCCCGGGGAUCUAUCCUACAGGAAGGCCCAAUGAGCGCCGGUAUUGGUCCUGGCAGAAGCCUCGUUGCGGGUGUUCGUCGGGAUAGAAGAAAGUCGGGAAAGAAGGGGAAAAGCUUCGACAUCACUGCUGAGGAUCGUAGUCAAGUGAACGACCCACCUUGUAAGCGGCUCUCAAUUGUUCCAAAGAUGUUAUGUUCGUUCUGACCGGGAUAGCGUAUGGCGAGUGGUACUGGUUCAGAGAGCCUCUCUUCAUGGGGCACAAGUUUGAGUCGUUUGAAAUGAAUGGGGGAUUCAUAGAAAGCUUUUUGAGACCGGAGAUCAAGUGGAGUUAUUUUUGGGAAACUAGUCAGGGAAAAACCAACUUUAUGGAAAAUAUGGCAGAUUUGACGGAUUAUGACUGGGGCAGUCAGAGAAACACCCUGAUUCAGCCAUUUAGAAGCAAAAAGCCCAUUUCGUUUUCGGGUCGUAAGGCAUUGCUGAAGUUGCAGAAACAGGUAUGAGAAACAAUCUCCCUGCGGUAAUGAUGUCCAAUUAUUGACAGUUUUGGAACAGAGGGAUCACCGGGAGGAUAAAAAAAGGAUAUUGUUUGUAUCCAUCUAUCUACCCUCGCAUACCUUAAGUGCAAACAGGAGCUUCGGCUGACAGUGUGAGGUAGAGUCAUGAAGGACUGCAUGAUCCAGCAUCUAAUCGCCCUAAUGGUCAGUGUAGAUUUUCAAGAAGCCGGCCAUAUAGGUGAAUUUAUCUCCCGGAUACGCCUCAUGGACCCUCACGAGAUGAGAUUUUCAGAACAGGUAUGUCAAUUGGCCUGCUCUCUCCACAAAUUUCCACCACACUGCCUCACAUCUUUGAAGACAAUCAUGCCAGAUAAUCUCUGGAUUACAGAAUUCAACAUCAAUUUCAUCACAGCACCACCCCCCCUGGCUGAUGUGGAAUCGCCCCACCCGUCAAACUACUUUGCCAAGAAACGUGCAAAGUUCCAGAGUAUCAACGACCCUGUUUCAAACUUGAUGAUGGCCGAGGCUGGCAUGGGGUUCCGCAUUAUCGGCGACCUACACGACCGGUACUGGACGUGCUAUGUGUUUUACGAUUUCGGAAGCAAAGAACUCACUUCGAAAGCUGGUAAUAAAGUACUUCUGAGCGACUAUGGUUCCUCUUCUAGUCAAAGAAAGUGUCUUGAGGGGUUUCUUGUUCUACAGGCUCUCGAUCUGGUCUUAAUGGAGACCAAGGCUGUCCUCCAGACUAUCACUAAAUCUAUGGGGGGUAACAAGGUAGGUUUAUUGAUAGGAGAAAGCCUAACGGUGCUGUGAAUACGCUGAUUGGGUGCUUGUUCAAAGGAAUCAUCGCAAACACUCUUUAAUCCACUACUCACGGAAGAUGACCUCAGUGGGGAGAACUAUUUCAAAGCCAUGAACAAGAAUAGUGUAUUCUAUCCCUGGCUACUUGAGGUUUACGGGGUUCUACGGGAUAAGUGUAACGAGAGCAGUAACGCUGCGGAUCAAUGGAUAUCGGCGGAAAAGACACGCAAGUACAAGCCUCGGUGGUCGGAGAAGGACCAGCAGAGCUUCGGGGGAGAUGUUGCGAAUAACCGAAUGGAGGUGAAGGCCUCCUGCACCAAGCUGGAGAAGAUGGCCAAGAACUUGCAGGAACGGAUAGACAGGAUUAAGACCCUAAAGGAAUCCGUAAGCAUUCCACCAUGUCUUUACGGUGUUGUGCGAGAAGACGUGUGCUGAUGAGGAGAUUAGCUGUCUAGUGAGUUAGCGCUCCGAGAAGCGAGAACUUCGACACAACUCGCAUAUACGGUGAAUAUUUUUGCCGUCGUUACAACAAUUUACUUGCCCUUAACAUUCUCUGCCGUACGUCUUUGCCCUUCCCCUAAGCUAACGGCUGGCGUACUGAUUUCGUAUCUAUAGACUAUUGUCGCCAUACAAGACUUCCAGAAGCCAUCUCCCACAAAAGCUCUGAUCAGAAUCACCCUCGGCGUCGCCUUCGGCACCUUAAUCCUCCUGAUGAAUAUCUCCUUGCUCCGCCGUAGCCUUGCGGCCCUUAAAACCUGGGCCAAAUGCUUAGUGCGCCGGGGAAUGGAAAGAGCCCCUGACUCCGAAGGUGGUCCCACGGAACCUAGCCACCGGAAAAAGCGCCCGGCCUGGUCAUACUGGAAUGAGCGCGCCCACAACCUCCGCGAAGCGGAAAAGCGCACGGCGCAAACGAUCAAUGCCACUCCUGGCAGUGAGAGCGCCUGGUGGUACAUAUACUUUAUGGCCAUAUUCAUUGCCAUCGUGUUUCCCGUGCAAGAGCUAACCUUCACGAUCCUCACGCUCCGCCUGGGGCGGGUCGAGAAUUCUGGUCCCUUGAAGAAGUUAGUGAGGGUCCCUUGGGCCCCCAUCUGGAUUCUGGAACUGUCGCUUGUGUACGUGGCUAUGCUUGCUGGGCAUACCAUCCACUCAUUAGCGGGAUUGGUACGUCGCGCAGCGGUCUGGUUGUGGACCGGAAAGUACAUCGCCGGGAGUAAGAAGGCAACCCCGAAGUCUAAGUCGGGUACUGCGCAGAAAGAUGGAUGGCUGGUUCGCUGGCUGGGGAGACCAGCGAGGACUAUGCAGCUCCUGAUCGUUGCAGAGGCACUCCGGUCUAGGGAUAAAGAAAAUAAGGCGUUUGAUGAGGAAAACCAGGGGGCUGCUGCGGGGACCCCUACCUCUACUCUCCCGUAA
This is a messenger RNA of Tuber aestivum (summer truffle), 5439 nucleotides long. NCBI's taxonomy places the organism in Eukaryota, Fungi, Ascomycota, Pezizomycetes, Pezizales, Tuberaceae. The record is from the annotation of a GenBank genome assembly.